Strongylus vulgaris is the source of this 429-nucleotide messenger RNA. The record is from the annotation of a GenBank genome assembly. Lineage: Eukaryota; Metazoa; Nematoda; Chromadorea; Rhabditida; Strongylidae.
AUGCUGCUCGAACUUAGUUGGAGGAAGACUAGAAAAACGGGGUCAGAACACGUUGGAUCAAAGAUUUUCCUAAUGGUGCUGACUGCACAACCAGAUAUUAAGGCCAUAUUUGGUAUGGAGAAAAUACCACAGGGAAGAUUGAAGUAUGAUCCACGAUUCCGACAACAUGCCACAGUAUUUACAAAGACAUUCGACUACGUCAUCAAAAACAUUGACUUUCCCGAGAAGUUGGAAACGCAUUUUGAGAAUCUUGGCCGACGGCAUGUGGUCAUGCAAGGUCGUGGAUUUGAUCCUCUAUAUUGGGAGACAUUUGCUGAAUGUAUGACUCAGGCUGCAGUAGAAUGGGAGGCAAAUCGUCAGCGACCAACUUUGGGAGCAUGGCGAACUCUGGUAAGUAAAACUUUACUGAUUUUGGCAUAUUCCUGCUAG